Protopolystoma xenopodis is the source of this 183-nucleotide messenger RNA. Lineage: Eukaryota; Metazoa; Platyhelminthes; Monogenea; Polystomatidea; Polystomatidae. The record is from the annotation of a GenBank genome assembly.
AUGAACCUCGGUGAAGUACUGAACAAGAUACCCAGGCCGCCGGUGUCGCUUCCUCAGAUGCCGUCCAUCGGCAGUCUGGGCCUGGGCGGAGGACACAAGGAUCUGAGUCAGCUCGGCAGGGCACCACUCAACAUGACUCAGGUGAGAAAGUCCAAAUCCCAUCUUGAGACUCAUUGCAUGUAA